This is a messenger RNA of Lagenorhynchus albirostris (white-beaked dolphin), 2241 nucleotides long. Its product is annotated as HLA class II histocompatibility antigen, DQ alpha 2 chain-like. Lineage: Eukaryota; Metazoa; Chordata; Mammalia; Artiodactyla; Delphinidae. Gene Ontology annotation, cellular component: MHC class II protein complex; membrane. The transcript is spliced from 5 exons. The record is from RefSeq and is a predicted model, not a curated record. Gene Ontology annotation, molecular function: MHC class II protein complex binding. Gene Ontology annotation, biological process: antigen processing and presentation of exogenous peptide antigen via MHC class II; peptide antigen assembly with MHC class II protein complex; immunoglobulin production involved in immunoglobulin-mediated immune response. Bases 60 to 827 code for a protein of 255 amino acids.
AGCCCUCAUCAUAGCUCUGCAACUCAGAACGGCAACUGCUGAGACCACCUUAAAGUAGGAUGGUCCUGAACAGAGCUCUGAUUCUGGGGACCCUCACCCUGACCAUCAUGAUGAGCCCCUGUGGAGGUGAAGACAUUGUGGCUGACCACGUUGCAUCCUAUGGCACAACUAUCUACCAGUCUUUUGGGCCCUCUGGCCAGUACACCCAAGAAUUUGAUGGAGAUGAGCUGUUUUAUGUGGACCUGGAGAAGAAGGAGACUGUCUGGCGGCUGCCUGUGUUUAGCGAAUUCGCAGGUUUUGACCCACAGGGUGCCCUGAGAAACAUAGCUGUGGCGAAACAUAACUUGGAUAUCCUGAUUAAACGCUCCAACUUUACCCCUGUUACCAAUGAGGUUCCUGAGGUGACUGUGUUUUCUAAGUUCCCUGUGUUGCUGCGUCAACCCAACACCCUCAUCUGUCUUGUGGACAACAUCUAUCCUCCUGUGAUCAACAUCACAUGGUUGAGGAACGGACACACAGUCAGAGAGGGUGUUUCUGAGAUCAGCUUCCUCACGAAGAAUGAUCUUUCCUUCCUCAAGAUCAGUUAUCUCACCUUCCUGCCUUCUGAUGAUGAUGUUUAUGACUGCAAAGUGGAACACUGGGGCCUGGAUGAGCCACUGCUGAAACACUGGGAACCUGAGAUUCCAACCCCUAUGUCAGAGCUGACAGAGACUGUGGUCUGCGCCCUGGGGUUGACUGUGGGCCUCGUAGGCAUCGUGGUGGGCACCGUCUUCAUCAUCCAAGGCCUGCGCUCAGGUGGUCCCUCCAGACACCAAGGGCCCUUGUGAGUUGCACCCUAGAAGGGAAGGUGCACUGCCCGUCUACCAGAGCAGAAGAGUGGACAUGCUAGGUGACCUAGAACUAUCUUCAUAUAGCUUCUCUCUUCUUACACUCCUCCUCUCACCUCUUCUCUGGGACUUAUCCCUUAAAGCUCACAUAUACCUCGGAAUUCUCCCCCUGACCACCUGAUGAUUUUUUUCUGUUCUCAAUAGUUACAUACCAUGGGAUCACUGGCGUAUUCCACCCAGUUACCUAAUCCCUAGUGACCCUGAUCCAGUAUCAUCAUGGAAGCAAUGAAUCCUCCUUUUAUUGAAACUUUUCCUGUCUUUCAUCUCAAGGCUGACUAGGACCUUGUUCCCUUAUGCUUUAGGCCCCUUAAUUUCGUUUCUCAGAUCAUGUUUCAUGCCCAGUAACACAAGAGCAACCUGUGUAGCCUAAUAAUAUGUUGUUAUCUUAGCUGAGAUUAUUAUUUCUCUCUUCCUUCUGUUCCCAUUCUUGGCACUGUCACCCACCCCCCUAAUUCAGACAUCAUUGAAGAUAAUAUAUACUCUUCUCCCAUGGUGUAGAUUUGUUAUAGCAGAAAUAUAAAAACCAAGAAAUAAGUCUGUACUCAUCUUAAUAUAGCUUUUAAAAGUUAUGACAGAGGCUUCCCUGGUGGCGCAGUGGUUGAGAGUCUGCCUGCCGAUGCAGGGGACGUGGGUUCGAGCCCCGGUCCGGGAAGAUCCCACAUGCCGCGGAGCGGCUGGGCCCGUGAGCCAUGGCCGCUGAGCCUACACGUCUGGAGCCUGUGCUCCGCAAUGGGAGAGGCCACAACAAUGAGAGGCCUGCGUACCGCAAAAACAAACAAACAAACAAAAAAAAUUAUUGAGACAAUCAGAAAUAAUUUUAGGUGUGGUAAUGGCAUUGCUGUUAUAUUUCUAAAAAGUUUUUAUAUCUUAGAUUUUCAUAGUAAAAUAUUUAUCAAUGAAAUUAUAUAUUGUCUAAGAUUAUCUUUAAAAUAACCCAGUAUGCAUAUAAUAUUAAAUGGGUGGAUUUACAAAAUUGUCCAUGAACUGAUCAUUUUUAAAACUGGACUGUUGAUACAUGGUACUAUUCUCCCUAUUACUGUAUAUAGUUGAAAUGUUCCAUAAUACAAAGGUUUUUUUAGAUAUUCCAGGAAAGCCAAAAGAAAAAAUAAGCAGAGAAGCAUUCUGUUUGAAGUUAUUUUGGUUUUUAAGGUUUUCCUUAUUUGUAUUGCAGUUAAGAAACACUGAGCAUCCAAAUCCUGUUCUACACCUUAGAACCUCUCAGAAAUGUAACCCUAAAGAGUGUGUAUACAACAAAGAACAAUAGCAAAAGAAAGCAAAGUAAUGCUCACUUUAUUAUUGGUUGGGCUAAACCCCAAACUUUAUUAAAUAUAAUUACUAGUUCAAUCUAUAAUGU